This is a messenger RNA of Chironomus riparius, 3846 nucleotides long. NCBI's taxonomy places the organism in Eukaryota, Metazoa, Arthropoda, Insecta, Diptera, Chironomidae. The record is from the annotation of a GenBank genome assembly.
AUCGUGGAAGUUUUAAAUACGAAAAUCUCUUGAAAAAAAAAAAAUAGAAAAAGCUUAAAAUAAUUUAAAAAUAGUGUUUUGACUGAGGAAAUCUCAAUGUAUUGUAUCAAUUAAUCCUUAUUGUGAUCAAAUAAAGAAUAGAAAGAUGUGUUUAUGGUGAGGAAAAGGCUGAAAAUCGAAAAAUUUCAUUUCAAAAGGAAUGGAGCAAAAUGAAUCGAAUUUUAAUUUAUCCUCAUCUGGCGUAAUUCCAUUAAUUAGCAACAAUAGCUUCGAGCUAAAUGCAAUUUCAUUAUCGGAUGACUCUGGAUUUACAUCACACACCCGAGAAAAUGAACAUGCAGAUUUUAAUUCCGACGAGUUUGAGGAAUUUUCUCAAUUUGAUUCGGACAGUGGAAUGAGUGCUGAGAAUUUUCACACCAUUAAGAAGAUAUCUAAUUCAAUUAUAUAUGAACCGCCACUAGAAUUUCAGGACAAUUAUCCAAAUUCAAAAUUUCCACCAAACUUUACGAGUAGCAGCAGUAGUACGACAACACCAAGCACGGUCAUAAGAACAACUCACAUUCAAAGCUAUGCAUCGAGAUUAACGCAAAAUAUAAUACGAAAAGCCAUCAAUACGUUUCAUAACUUAGCCACAAAAGAGGUUUAUUACUGUGAGCGACAUGCAGCCGCAAAAUUAAAGAAACAGCAGUUGCAACAACAGCAUAAGAGAGAAAUGGAAAGUGAUUUUUUAAAAUCUAGAACAUUUGUAUCAAACAGCUAUAGCAUAUAUGGAAGUGAUUCCUUCUUAAACAACUAUCAUAAACCAUCGUAUUUAACAAACAAUAAGAAUAGCAAUUCUAAUAUAAAUAUCGUUGAUUCCGAUGAGGAUAUAUAUGAUGAGCCAAAUGCCGAAUAUGAUGUGAUUUAUAAGGAUAAUAAGGAUACGAUAUUGUGCACAAAACGAAUUGUAAGAUCAUUGGAAAAGAAGAAAGUUGAUGUAAGAUCACAACUUUAUUGCAAUACGGAUGAGCUGUUUUAUGAAAAGUACCGAUCCAAAGGUCAUUCGACGGCAAUACAUGGUGACACCAAUAAUAAUAAUAAUAAUGCAUAUAAUAAGAAUAAUAAUAAUAAUAAUUGUAGUAGUAGCAAUAAUAAUAAGUUUCAAAGCAACAGCUUCCAGAAAAAAUUCGACAAGUUCCUUCGAAGUAAAUUUCAUAAUACAAAUCUAACGCCAACAACUACAACGUCGUCAAUUUUCUACAGCUUUUGUCAUCAUACAGGCGCAUCAAAUGUCUGUAAUUCACAUUCGUCACAUCCAAACUCUAAAACUUCCUUAAACAGUCGACUAUCAAGCUCACAUAAUUCAUUAAGUGUUCCAACUAAUAAAGCAGAUGACUCAAUAUUUAUAACGCAAGCAAUGUCGCAUGAUCAACUUGGCCAUAGUAUUGAAAUAAGUGAUUUUUAUAAUGUUCCAUUAGACUCUGAUAUUUAUACAUUACCCAUUGAUGUUAUUGAAUCAAAUCAGAUUGAUAGAGAUGCACAACAUCAAGCAUAUAGGAAUCAGCAUCGUGCAAUGUCUGAUAAUAAUCUACUCUGUGGAAAUUCAUCAAAGUGUCAUAAAUUUCAUAGAAGUAAAAAUAAGCGUAGUAAGAGAAAGAAGCGCUCAGAGGCUGGAAAUGAUAAUUGUUCAAGGAAAUUAUCAAAUACGAGCUCAAGUGUCGUGACGUCACACUCAUUUACAGUGAAUCAUGAGAGUGGACGUAAAAUAUCUGGCGAUAGAAUCAAAGCAAAAGUCUUACAAUCAUCAAAUAGCAGUAAUAAUAAUAAUAAUAUUAAUAAUUACACAAACAUUGAUUCAGGUUCCAAAAUAUUAAGAAAAAAUUCUGAUGGCAUUAAGAUUAAAGGCGAUAAUAGUAGUAAUAGCAAAUAUGCAAGUCCAACAACGGCCACAAAGAAGUCACAAUUUUCGAUAAGUUUAAAUUUAAAGCAAAAGUUUUGUAGUAUUUUUAGAUUUAGAAAAUCCCAUCAAACGUCUCCGUCGAGAAAUGUUAACUUAACGCACAUACAAGACGAAGAAAAGAAAGUCAAUUUAUCUACUCGAGCUUUACCGCCGUUGCCAGGAAAAGAUAUAAAACCUUCUGCUGACUCACAAAAUGCUGAUAAGAAAAACAGCGAAACUUUGGAUUUUGCAGCAAAUAUCGAGAAAGUUCGUGAGUGUGGUUGGUAUUGGGGUCCAUUAACGUCAGAAGCAGCUGAAAAGAUUCUUUCAAACGAGCCUGAUGGCAGCUUUAUAGUGCGUGAUAGUUCCGAUUUAAAUUACAUAUUUUCAUUAACCGUAAAACUCAAUGGCUGUAUUCGACACGUUCGUAUAGAACAAGAGCAGGGAACAUUUUCAUUUGGAUCGUGUGCUCAAAUCAAAUGCUCUUACAAGUCACGAACUAUAAAGGAAUUUAUCGAGAAUGCGGUUGAGCACUCAAGGAGUGGCCGAUAUCUUUUCUUUUUACAUCGUCGACCUGAACAUGGGCCAAUGCGAGUACAAUUGUUAAAUCCAGUGUCGAGAUUUAGGCAUGUCCAGAGUCUCCAACACAUGUGCAGAUUCGUAAUAUUAAAAGCUGUGCAGCGGAAGGAUUUAAUCGAAACCUUGCCAUUACCAAGAAGAUUACUUGACUAUCUUCAAAAUAAAAAUUUCCUGUCUGAGCUUAUUGAAAGUGAUAGUUCGUCACAAUCUCAAGUUUAUGGAGAAAAUAACCAUAAUAAUUCUGAUACAAACUAAAAGUCGUUUUUUAUUCUAUGCAAUAUUUUAUUCUAAGUUGACAAAUAACAUUGUUCCUUGUUUAUUGUAUUGAGUUCUAAACUUUGUCUACUAUACAAACAAAACAAAAAAAAAAUAUAUCAUUAUUUAUUUCUACAUUUGAGGAGAUUUUAUUGAUGAAGCAAAUUGUGAACAAAAUUAAUGAGAAACGUUUUUAAAUUGAAAUUGGGUGCUAUGAAAUCGAAUUUUAAAGAUGAUUUUUGAGUUUAUAUCAAAACUUUUAAUCGAAUAUGAAAAAGGGUCAUGUCCAUAUUUAAAAGAUAUCUCCAAUUUAUGACAAAAUUAAAUGAAUAGAAAUUUUUUCAGUAGCGAAUUUAAUGUGAAACUAUUUAACAAAUUAAAAAGUUUUUGAAGGAUUUUGAGACAACCAGUGUGCAUAAGUAGUGAUGUGUAUAAGCGUUUUUUUUAUAAGAAUGAUGACAAAACAACCAAAAAGCAGUUUAAUUAAGCAUUUUGAAUUUUCCUCAAAAUAUCAAUAGAUAACAAAAAACUUAGAUCUACGUAAAACAAAAUAAUAACGAAUUUCCCAAAUUUUCUUAUCUAACUUCCUACAUCAAACACUUUCCUUUUAGCAUCUAUCAACCUUCUUCUUUUCUCAUUGAAAUAUCAAAAAUUCCUUAGAAUUACUUUUUCUUACUGAAAAAACAAUAUAAAACAAGAAAAAAAAAUUAUAAUACAUUGUGAUAUUAAUAAAUACAAGAUAUAAAAAUAAAAUGAAAUUUCGUAUGUUUCAACUUAAUGUCUAAUUUAUUUAAUUCCAUUUCUGUUGAUUAAUCUUCGAUAUUUACUGGAUUCUGUUGUUCUUCGGGUAAUGGAAUGUCUAUGUCCUCUGUUGGUAAUGGUGUUGUGUCUAAUGGCGUUAUGUCCAAUUCAUAUUCUUCAAAAUUAGCUGCUGGACUUUUUGGUCUUGGAAUCAAUUCUGUUGGCUCGUUCAGUUCCUCCAUUGGAUCUUGCUCAUUGAAUAGUGCAAUAUAAUUUGGAUCAUUCAUCAUUAAAUGGUGCCACUUUGAAGGAUUUGAUGUGACAUCCAUAAAGUUUAAAAAUUCUGGUGAUGG